This is a messenger RNA of Etheostoma spectabile (orangethroat darter), 4610 nucleotides long. RefSeq names its product A disintegrin and metalloproteinase with thrombospondin motifs 8. The transcript is spliced from 9 exons. Gene Ontology annotation, molecular function: zinc ion binding; metalloendopeptidase activity. Lineage: Eukaryota; Metazoa; Chordata; Actinopteri; Perciformes; Percidae. Bases 1 to 2850 code for a protein of 949 amino acids. The record is from RefSeq and is a predicted model, not a curated record. Gene Ontology annotation, biological process: extracellular matrix organization; proteolysis.
AUGUGUUCCACUGUGUGUUUGAUCGUCUUACUCCUGUGCGUAAUGAACGCAGCACUUUCCACUCCCUUUGAAUCUGAGGAUAUUGUACCUGUUCGGAUAAAUGGAAGAAUCAGCGGUCGCUUUUGGAAAAGAAGCGAGGAUCAGCCGAGAUUUAUCCUCAGUGCAUUUGGCAAGGACUUGACUCUUAACCUUAUUCCAGAUACCAGCUUUAUCGCGCCUUCCUUCACCAUACAGCGCAUCAAAGCCAGAGACGUUGGCGCUUUAUGCAGCUCUUCAGGUGCCCAACUUGCCGCUGAUCUCCAAAAAUGUAUGAACCAGACAGAGGAGAAUGAAGGACAGCUUAGGAGUUGCUUUUACUCGGGGAAUGUAGAUCACGAUCAAAGCUCGAUUGUGGCUGUCAGUUUGUGCUCGGGCAUCUUUGGCUCCUUCAUAACGGAUGGGAAAGAGUAUUUAAUUGAGCCCAAACUUCGCGGCGGCUUGGGGCCAGACUCUGCCGAGCAGCUGCAUGUCAUCAAGAGGAGGACAUUCACCAAAAAACACGGUGAUCCCCUCCUGUUUGAACACGCGUCGGCUGAGAGUCGAGAGGAGAAGCACAAUGGGGAAAGUUUUACGCACGGCGACAGUGACGCACAGAGGGAACCUCGCCGGAGACGCUUUGUUUCCGCGCCACGGUUCAUAGAGACCCUGGCGGUAGCAGACUCAACCAUGACCCACUUCUAUGGAGAUGAAAUUAAGCACUACAUUCUUACCCUGAUGUCGAUGGCCGCCCAGCUUUACAAGCACCCCAGCAUAAAGAACUCCGUAAACAUGGUGGUGGUGAAGUUGUUGGUGGUGGAGGAUGAGGAGGUUGGCCCGGAGGUCUCCAACAACGGAGGUGUGGCUUUGAGGAACUUCUGCUCCUGGCAGCAGCUCUUCAACCCACCAAGCCAGAGGCAUCCGGAACACUAUGACACUGCCAUGCUCUUCACCAGAGAGGACAUCUGUGGACAGAAGAGCUGCGACACUUUGGGUGUGGCCGAUGUCGGAACGAUGUGCGAUCCCAAGAGAAGCUGCUCAGUUAUAGAAGAUAACGGCCUGCAAGCUGCCUUCACAGCUGCACACGAGCUCGGUCAUGUGUUGAGUAUGCCUCACGAUGACUCCAAGACCUGUGAGAGGUUGUUUGGAGAUCUGGGAAGACAUUACCUGAUGGCUCCUCUGUUUGUCAGCCUCAACAAGACAGCGCCUUGGUCUCCCUGCAGUGCUCUCUACAUCACAGAGUUCUUUGACAAUGGACAUGGGGACUGCCUGCUGGAUGUCCCAGAGAAUGUCAUACCGUUACCAAGAGAGCUGCCAGGCACCACGUACAGCCUGGACCAGCAGUGCCAGCAGAUUUUUGGAGAGGAGUUUGUCCAAUGCCCCAACUCCUCAGAUAGUGACAGUUGUAGCCAGCUAUGGUGUCAGGAGGAUGGGACGCUGCAGUGCUCCACCAAGAAUGGCAGCUUACCCUGGGCUGACGGCACCCCCUGUAGCCUCAACGGAUCUUGCCUCCACGGAGCGUGCAUGUCGACUCAGGAUGUGAUGCAGCCGCUGGUGGUUGUGGACGGCGGCUGGAACUUGUGGGGGCCGUGGCAGCAGUGCUCCAGAACAUGUGGAGGAGGGGUGGAGUUCUCAUAUAGGGAGUGCACUGACCCCGUGCCUCAGAACGGAGGGAAGUACUGUGAAGGACAGCGGGUUCGGUACCAGUCCUGCAACACGCAGCCCUGCGACAACCACGACGGAAAGAGUUUUCGAGAGGAGCAGUGUGAGAAGUACAACAGCCCCAACUACCUGGACUACAACGGGAAUAUAAAACAGUGGAUCCCAAAGUACGCUGGUGUUUCUCCCAGAGACAGAUGUAAGCUGUUCUGCAGGGCCAGGGGCAGCAGUGAAUUUAAGGUGUUUGAAUCCAAGGUGAUUGACGGGACGACCUGUGGCCCUGACACCACAUCGGUGUGUGUCCAAGGCCAGUGUGUGAAGGCAGGCUGUGACCAGGUGAUUGGAUCCAACAAGAGGGUGGAUAAAUGUGGAGUGUGUGGAGGAAGUGGGCUCACCUGUAGAAAGAUUACAGGCUCCUACAAUAAAGCAACCUAUGGAUACAGCGACAUUGUCACAAUUCCUGUUGGCGCUACUAACAUUGACAUCAAACAGCGGAGCCACCGAGGGAUCAAACAUGACGGGAACUACCUGGCUAUAAAGAGAGAGAGUGGCGGUUACAUCCUCAACGGUAACUUCUCUGUAUCCACGGUGGAGCAGGACAUUCCUGUGCUGGGUGCUGUACUAAAGUACAGCGGCUCCUCCACCACCCUGGAGAGGAUCCAGAGCUUUAGGCAGCUGAAGGAGGCUAUCACCAUCCAACUCCUUGCCACUGCGGGGGACGCAAACCCUCCCAAGGUCAAAUAUACAUUUUUCAUCCCUAGAGAUGUGACCUUCAACAAAUCCAAAGAGAAGAAGGGCUCGUCCCUGUCUCUGCAUAUGAUCCAUCCAUUCGGUGUACCUGACUGGGUGCUGGGGGAGUGGUCUGAGUGCUCCAAGAGCUGUGGCUCCGGAUGGUCCAGGAGAAAUGUGGAAUGCCGAGACAGCGCAGGCUUCCUAUCCAGCCAUUGCGACAAAGACCUGAAGCCCAUUGACAUAAGGGCUUGCGGAGAUCUGCCGUGCCCCAUAUGGCAGAUGGGACCUUGGUCUGUCUGCUCACGAACUUGUGGCCAGGGGGAGCGCCGCCGCAGUGUCUUCUGCAUAGACUACACUGGGAAGACUGUUGAGCCAGAGAAGUGCGAUCUGAACAAAAUCCCAGAACCAGUCUCUGGAGAAUGUCUCAACCAAGAGUGCUUAUGAAAGAUAGGAGUGUAGUGAACUUUCCCUUUCUGGUCUGACUGCACUUAUCUACCAUGGAUGGAUUACUGAUAGGUCACACUGGGCACAGGCCCAGGGGCCAAAGGCGUCAAGGGGCAAAGACACAAAAUGACCACAAAGAGACACAAACCAACCACAGAGAGAAACAUAACAACCACAAAGAAACACAGAGUGAACACCAAGAGACACAAAAAGACCACAAAGAGACACAAAACAACCACAAAGAGUCACAAAACAACCACAGAGAGAUGCAAAACAACCACAAAGAGACACACACCAACCACAAAGCGACACACAUGACUACAAAGACACACAAAACAACUACAAAAAGAUGCAAACGACUACAAACAUCUCAUGUUGUUUUUGUGUUUUUGAGAUUCUGAGCGUUCUGGUCUAGCUAUAAAAUGUGGUUCAAGUGCGUCAUAUUGUUUGUAUACAUUGUGUCUGUCUUUCAGUCUGGAGUCCUUGCUUUUACAGUAUUUAGCAAGGGUUGGGGGCCUUUUACACAUCUGUGCCCAGGUGCCCAUUGCCUCAUAAUUUGUCAAUGUUACCAACCGGUCGCAUCAAGUUACAUCAGGGGCAUUAGCCUGAAUAUUGUUUCGUUAUCUUUUGUUGACAUUUAACAACCACUAUUGAGAUUUGAAACAAAGGAAAUCUACCUCAGGAUGUACAUGUGAUGCUAUGUAUAGAUGCUAGAUGAAGGUGCUGUGUGUGUGUGUGUGUGUGUGCGUGUGUUCUCCAGAAAGAGAAUAUUUCUUGUCCCUCUUUUUGGAUAAAGUCUGAUAUAAUCUGCAGUAUGUUCUAAGUUACCUAUCAUUUAAUGUCAGGCUGGACAAUGUUCUAGCAGCAAACAAUGAGAUGAAAUCUGCUGCAGAACACCAGCACAGUGUAAAUAUACCUCCAAGUGUCCUUCACGGAACGUAACACCUAUAAAGCUUUGAUCAUGCCAUUUACCUAUAAUUGAGGUAUGAUCGAUGCAUUGGAAUUUAAGCUUCUGGGAAAUAAACUCAUGUUUGAUUGCUUCUCUUUUCUACACACAUACUAAAAUGUUUUGUGUUAAAUGAUUGUGAUGAAGAUGUUUUUUAGGAACACUAAAUUUGACAAUAUUUAGGACUUUAAAAUUGUUUAAAGUCAGAUUGUUUCAAUGCAGAUCUAGACUUAUAGAAUUUAUAGAAAUUGAGUUUACAUGGCAUGUAAAAUUAAUUAGCAUAGAUAAUGACUGGUCAUUCAAGACCAGAGAAACCCAUAACAGAGAAUUUCCCUCUGCCCUGUAGUUUAAUUUUAGCCUUUUCCCAGGUGCAAUAUAAUGCAGUUGAGAGGAACAGUGGUACAAGCAAUCUAAAAUGCCACAAAUAUUUCGUCAGAGGUAUUAUUACUGAGUUAAGUGAUAAGCAUACUAUCUAUCGUGUAUAUGAAAAAUAACAUUUUUUUUUUUGUUUCCAGGCUUUCCUUUGUUAAUGCAUUGUAUGCAAACAUUCACAGUUGUUUUUCAGACUCUUGUAUGUAUAUUUGAUUUCUUCAUUCCUGUUGUUAAGUUACACUGUUAUAAAACUAAAGAGAUGGCACAUUGGGCCUAUAUCCCUUCAGUGAAGGACCAUACUAUUUUAUUAUUACGGCUUCCUUUUUAAGCUAUUUAUUUUUUGUAAAAUGUUUACCGUGGACAUGUAAUUAACAUGGCAGAUGCUGCUGUCUUUGAGAUUUUUGUCAAUAAAAGUGGUCAAAUAAACACAUUUAUGUCAAAA